AUGGAUUCUCGGUGUGAGUUCAUUGGUUGUGGCGAUGUUUUUUUCGAAAAGGAUGAAUCUUAUUCUGGCCAUCUGAGAGGGCAUUACCAACAGACCCAUCACAAUAUUGUAUUGAAGCUGUCGCCAUUGAACUACAUGGAGCUCUGGUGCUACAGUUGCAAUAGUCCAAUUGGUUAUUGGGGGUUUCCGCAUAUUAAAAAACCAAUAGCCGAGAAAAACAUGUGCCGCAACAUCCUGCAGUUCAUGACAGCUCUACCACCAGACCAUAACCCCUCGCUAAAGCUGGACGUGAUUGAAAGAAGACGGUUGAUUGAACAGAGACUGUCUGUAUUCCAACAAAACCAUGACUUUACCUAUUUGAUUGAAAAACAAUGGUUUACAAAAUGGAUAAAUUUCCUGACGGGCAAAUCAAAUGAAAUGCCUGGUGCAUUGGACAACUCCAUCCUCUUUUUCUCGCAUGAGAAGCAGAAGCUAAGGCAUGAUCUGAUGAUUGGAUGCGACUAUGAGCUUGUCGGUCGAAGUAUACGUGCUUAUAUUGAAAGAGUGUAUGGGCUUGAGAAUGGAUCCCACAUUGUUUCAGGAGAUGACUAUAUAGGCCAACCAUUAUAUCGCGGUAUAUCACAAUCCGCCCUUCUUCACAGACGCUAUUACUGA
Molecule: messenger RNA, 654 nt
Organism: Mucor velutinosus
Lineage: Eukaryota; Fungi; Mucoromycota; Mucoromycetes; Mucorales; Mucoraceae
Exons: 4
Coding region: 1-654 (217 amino acids)
Molecular function (GO): cysteine-type deubiquitinase activity; zinc ion binding
Source: RefSeq, a predicted model, not a curated record